Cantharellus anzutake is the source of this 3438-nucleotide messenger RNA. RefSeq lists its product as uncharacterized. The record is from RefSeq and is a predicted model, not a curated record. Gene Ontology annotation, molecular function: protein binding; phospholipid binding. Gene Ontology annotation, cellular component: cell division site; cytoplasm; plasma membrane. The coding region runs from base 99 to 3227 and encodes 1042 amino acids. The transcript has 7 exons. Gene Ontology annotation, biological process: cytoskeleton organization. Lineage: Eukaryota; Fungi; Basidiomycota; Agaricomycetes; Cantharellales; Hydnaceae.
UUGAAGGGGGAUGCCGAACAGCGCCGCACAGCACCUUGUGAACACCUACAUAUCUCCAUUCUCUGCGUUCUCUCAACAUCGUCCAUGUGCUUAUCACCAUGAACACUGCUAGAAGACAAUCAUCGGCUACCUCCUUGGCACGGGUCCAGCGCGAACCCAUACCCGUGAAUGUUCAGUCGCCUGCACCCGACUUUUGCAAUGCGUUCUGGGGAAGAGAGCCUGAGAAGGGGGUGGAUGUUCUACUUUUUAGGAUGAAGAUGGCCGAACGCACCCUAGAGGAAGUUAGAGCUUUUUGGCGUGAGAGGGCUGCCAUCGAGGAUGAUUACGCCAAGCGUCUCGCCAAACUAUCAAAACUCAAUCUAGGGAGAGAUGAGUUUGGCGAAUUGCGUAACUCUCUUGACACUCUGAAGGCUGAGACCGAAAAGCAGGCCAGUACGCAUGCGGCACUUGCUCAAUCUAUGCGACGCGAGCUGGAGGAUGAAGCUAAUAAGGUCAUCGCAAAGAUGGUACAUCACAAGCGAACGUCGCAGGCAGCGAUCGAGAAGGCCUUCAAGACGUUGCAGGCUCAAGAAAGCUUCGUCGGGAAGGCUCACGACAAGUAUAAGUCGGACUGCGUCAACAUCAACUUGUUUACUGCACGAGCCACCCUGCAGCAAGGGAAGGAACUGGAAAAGACCCAGAUCAAGCUCGAGAGGACUAAACAGACAGUAACUCAAAAUGAGCGUGAUUACGCAAACUCUGUGGAAGUGUUUCGCGAAACGUGUCGGAAGUGGGAACAAGAUUGGAAGGGUUUCUGUGAUCAAUGUCAGGAUUUGGACGAAGAAAGGAUCGAAUUUUUGAAAGACAAUCUCUGGUCUUACGCCAAUUGCGUAUCAACGGUUUGUGUUUCGGAUGACGAGUCAUGUGAAAAACUCCGUAUAGCUUUGGAACAAGUGGAGCCCGAGAGAGAUAUUGAGUACUUCGUCUCGAAUGCCGCUACUGGUGAUGAGAUAUCGGAGUUACCGAAAUUCCACUCAUAUGCGGAUGGUAACGCAUCCACACCCCCCCGGAGAGUGAGAAGGUCUAAUUUCAACCGGUCAUCCACGCGACCCACAAGUUCCAGGCCAAUGACCGAGUCCCCGCUUCCGAUCGUGGAGUCACCCCAGGAUUAUGGGCAGGCAGGCAUCGGCGCUGGAGGAGCAGUGAGAGGCGGACCAUAUACCGGACCGUCUGUUGCGCCGCCGGUGCAAAGCAACAUCACUGGUUUGGCACCUAGUUCUACAGCAAAUGUCCCUUCCCAGCCUCAGAUCGCAGCGUCCCCGCCCAAGCCCGCGACCCUAUCAAAUGCCAUGCCAGCAGGUCCAGCUAAUGGACAUUCGUCUCCAGCCGUGGCCCCUCUCAGUACUCAAAAGGGGUUUAAUGCACCUCGCCAAGGCCAGGGCGCUCCGACGAUAACUCAGACACAAAUCGCAAUUGGGCCUAAUGUGUAUGAUGUGAACCCAGAGGCGGAUCCUCAGCCAUCUAAUAGGGGACCCACAAGCGUCGUCGUGAAUCCCACGGGUUCAUCACUAGGUGAUGUUGAUGACCCUAUCGCGAAGGCAUUGGAAGAUUUGAAAAACGGAAAUGCUGGGGGCCGCAGCUUGCGGCGUGGAGCGACAGCGGCAGUGGCCCCUGCAAAUGGGCCAAUCAGCACAAUUCCUCGGGACGUGUCCCGUAGCCCAUCUCGAAAGCCUGCGCCAAUACCGGCUGAUGAGGAGGCACCCAAUGCCCCACGCGUCGUUCCGCCUCCAAGCAAUCUCCAAGCUGCAGCAGACUCCAUUGUUGGACCGCAUCCAGCAUCCCGUCCUUCUUCCCCUGUUGCUCCGCAACCACCGUCGUCGCCUCAAGCUGUCUUCAUGCAACAACGUGGACCGGUAGAGCCAGCAAAUGUCGUGAAAGGUUACCAGCAAUCACUUCCAGGUGAACGUCGGAUGUCACGACAAGGCCCUGCUUUGCAGCCUACUGGAUCUUCUGUUCCUAAUGGAGGUAACUCGCGUCCAAGUUCCCCCAGUAUGCCACCUUUCGCUGGCGUGGGGGCGCAUGGACGUAGUCCAAGUCCCGGGCUUCCUGCACGCGUCACCAGUCCCGCCUCUAUCACCCCAAAUCCUGCUCCAAUGCCUCUUGGCGGACUUCCAACCAUGUCGUCGCAAUCCCUGCCGAACGCCAACACGGCCGCCCCUCCAUUUAAUUAUCCCGAGCAAGUGCGCCCACCAAGUGCCGAUCCAAGACAGAAUCAGCGGGUGACAAGUCCGACGACGGUAGGAAUCACGCUUGAUUCUGGUGGCCGUGUGCGUGAUGCUUUUGCCGAGGGGUUGUCCGGCGCAAAUCGGUUCUCGCCUGGUCCGCAACAACCUGGUCCAGCUGGUCCAACCGGGCAGAUGGGAUGGCAGCCUCAACAGCCCCUUCAAAGCUUUACCCCCGGACCAGUGGCUGGUGACCCUCGCCUGCGCAAUGACCUAGCCAACAAUGGAGCCAGGGGCACUUCUCCCGCACGUCAGGCCUCAUUCAGAAAUCCGGUUCCGGCCAAUCAAGCACCUGCCGGGCCUCCACCGCCGAAUGUGCAACGACAGAAUACUUAUUCGCCUCAGCCGCCGCUCGUUCAGCAACCCACGCAGACAGGUCCCGCAUACGGCACUGAGCAAGCUCGUGUCAACAUUCCUCCCAAUCAGCCUCAAACUCAGCAAAGUUAUCCCAAUCAAAGUGUUCAGUCUCCGCCUCAACCAACAUACAACAAUCCAGUCACUUAUCGAUCACAGCCUCCUGGAAAUUAUCCACCCAUCGAGGCUCAACAAAACCAACCUCAAUAUUAUGCACCGCCGGGAGGGUACGUGCCGUCCAAUCAGGCCCCACCGCAGCCCCCGCCGCAGCCUCCUCAGCAGUACCCGCCGCAGAAUCAGGGUUAUGGGUACCCAGCACCUGGCAAUCUCCCAGUCACCGAGCAACAGAUGGUCCCACCACCACCAAUGAACCCGCCAACUCAGGCGCCCAUUACAGAGUACCUGGAAGACGGAACCGCCGUCCUGUUCUAUGUCAAAGCACUCUAUGACUACAAUGCAACUAUUGAAGAAGAGUUUGACUUCCAAACUGGUGACAUUAUUGCUGUGACAGCUACUCCGGAAGAUGGAUGGUGGUCUGGUGUACUGCUCGAUGAUGUGAGGAGGGUCCCUGGUCGAACCGUAUUCCCGAGCAAUUUCGUCUGCCUGUUCUGAUUUGCUGAAGUUACCUUGCCGUCUCAUUCCAGGCAAUUCUUUGGGCUUUGCUGUGUAUCUCAUUCUGCCUUGGUUGAAAACGCUAGUCAGUUGGCUUUCAUGUACUUACAGAGUUUAUGGACCAUGGACUGUUUGAUAAUGGGGGCGCGACUUCGUGCAGCAGGGAAUAUCGUGAUGCAGUAAAAGAUAUAAGCGCUAUAUAGACCCGGCC